Messenger RNA from Centruroides sculpturatus (bark scorpion), 1261 nucleotides. RefSeq names its product venom metalloproteinase antarease-like TpachMP_A. The coding region runs from base 47 to 868 and encodes 273 amino acids. The record is from RefSeq and is a predicted model, not a curated record. Gene Ontology annotation, molecular function: metalloendopeptidase activity. NCBI's taxonomy places the organism in Eukaryota, Metazoa, Arthropoda, Arachnida, Scorpiones, Buthidae. The transcript has 8 exons. Gene Ontology annotation, biological process: membrane protein ectodomain proteolysis.
CUUAAACUUACAUACAAUUAAUUAAGACGACAUAUCUACUCCAAAGAUGAAUUUUUUAAUUAUAUUUUCAGUGAUUUUCUCUAUUAUUAUAGGAGAUAUUUAUGGAAAGAGUUUCGAUUUCGAGCAAUUGUUGAAAUUAUCUACGAUUAAGAAGAGAGCUGAAGAAAAUAUCUUGGAAAAUAUACUGGAUAUUGAAUUAGAUCCCACACCAUGCCCCGUUAUUGAAUGUCUGAUAAUAACAGAUAGUGCCUACGCUGCAAGAUUUGAUACAGAAGAAGAAAUUAUCGAUUAUAUAAAUGAUCUAAUUAGUGCAACACAAAAUAUUCUCGAUGGAUUAGAACUUAAUAUAACACUUCGUUUGAUUGGACGUAUCUCCUACUAUACAAACGAAACCGAACCAGAUUUCAUUAAAAAGAGCCUGUAUACAGAAAGACCCCGUACCAUUAUUGCUAACGAAGUCAUUGUUAAUAUGCGUGAUAUGGAGAAGUUUCCCAUUGUAGAAAAAGCCGAUAUUAUUGUUGUGCUUAGUGGACGUCAAGUAUUUUCAUCUCGUCCAAAACCAGGAGAAGGACUAGGAGGAGAAAUCAAUGGCAUGGCUUGGGUGCAAGGUGUUUGUAAUUCGGUCUUAAAAUUUGCGAUUGUCAGCGAUGACCGUCAUCUGUCUUGGACAAUUGAUACGUUUGUUCACGAAGUAGGACAUCUAAUCAAUGUUGGUCAUUCCGACGUGGAAGAAGGAUUAGAAGGUUGCUCUUCCGUGAUAUUACCCGGAGAAAAAUAUUCUUCUUGCUCUAAGAAAACCGUAAAAGAACAUUUAAACUCACCAUCCGGUGCCUGUAUGUUCGAUAAUUGUGACAAUAGCAACAAAUGAAGAUUGAAUUUUUACACGUUCAUCGAUCCAUAAGAAUUGUUUUUUAUAGUAAAAUAAAAUUGCAAUUAAUUCAACGGAUUUUAUGUAUUAAAUAUAAAUAUUUCAUAAUGUUCUGAAUAAUAAUGUAAUUAUGUUUAACUCUAGAAUGCGCUAUUAAUAAAGCUUUUUGCCCUUUUAUAAUAAUUUUUAAAAUGGAAAUGAUUUUUGUAAUAAAGAAAAACAAUUGUAAAGGCUAAUAACGAGUAAAAUCAUCAUUAAAUCCGACCCUACUCCAGAUAUAACACGUGACUCCCCUUUAUUUCCUCACCCCCUGGACUUUACCCACUAAAAUUUACUAACACCAAUCUCCUAAUACAUAAAACUUCCCCCAAAAUUUACGAUAAAAAGCACAGG